Aethina tumida (small hive beetle) is the source of this 1869-nucleotide messenger RNA. It is a transcript of the gene NaPi-T, whose product is annotated as sialin. NCBI's taxonomy places the organism in Eukaryota, Metazoa, Arthropoda, Insecta, Coleoptera, Nitidulidae. Bases 81 to 1724 code for a protein of 547 amino acids. Gene Ontology annotation, cellular component: plasma membrane. Gene Ontology annotation, biological process: transmembrane transport; monoatomic anion transport. Gene Ontology annotation, molecular function: transmembrane transporter activity. The record is from RefSeq and is a predicted model, not a curated record. The transcript is spliced from 11 exons.
CAAAAUGAUAUAAAAAUUAAACAUUGUAGAUUGACUAUUAAAUUUUAAGUAGUGAGAAAAAGUGACUUUAUAACGCUACAAUGGAAAAAAUUAAAGAUACCACAGAGUGUUGCUCAGCACGGAAUGUUUUAUGGUAUUUAGUUUUUACUGGAUUCGCUGUUAAUUAUAUGAUAAGGAUUAACUUGAACAUUGCUUUAGUUUCCAUGAUAUCAGCGAGGCCAAAGGAUAACAUUACAAUUACGAGCGAAUGUCUCGUGGACACCUUAAGCAUUGAGCCCACAAACAUCACAUACAAUAUUACAGAGAAGUCUUUAAAGGACGAUAUUGUUACAACAGUCCUCUCCACAUUUAACACCACUGAACAGGAAUUAAGCAACAAUGAAGAAAUCAAUCUUGCCCAAGAUGAAUCGAACAAAUUUGAUUGGGAUGUUAAGCUCCAAUCCAAAAUCCUCGGUAGUUUUUUCUGGGUUCACUGGCUUACACAGAUACCCGGAGGUAUUAUGGCCGGAAAAUACGGCACAAAAUUGGUGUUCGGAGUGUCAAAUUUCUUAGGAGUUGUGUUGUGUUUUGCCAUUCCGUGGAGUGCUCAUUAUGGUGCAUAUUAUCUUAUUGUCAUACGGGUACUUCAGGGAUUAUUUACCGGUGCGUCAUGGCCUGCAAUGCAUAACAUGACUGCCAGAUGGAUUCCUCCAAAUGAAAGAAGCAAAUUCGUAACAGCGUAUUUAGGCAGUUCGGUUGGUGCAGCCCUCACAUACCCCAUGUGCGGAUUCAUAAUAGACAGGUGGGGGUGGGAAAGUGUUUUCUACGUUUGUGGAGUGUUGGGAACCGCUUGGUAUGCAUCCUGGUGGCUCCUUGUGUACGACAGUCCCGCCGAACAUCCCAGGAUAACCGAAGAUGAAAAGGAAUAUAUUAUGAGCAAUUUAGGAGAGAGUUACGCCAAAAAGAGGCCGCCGAUCCCGUGGAAAAAUAUCCUAACGAACGGCACAGUUAUAAUGAAUGUUAUUGCACAAUUCGGGGGAGUUUGGGGAUUAUUUGCGCUAAUGACGCACUCGCCAACCUAUUUCAAGUUUAUUCACGGAUGGAAUAUUAGAGCCACGGGACUUCUAUCCGGAAUGCCGCAUAUGUUUAGGAUGCUCUGGGCAUUCAUUAUAUCUCAGCUUGGCGAUUAUUUACUAAGGACAAACAAAAUGAGUCGAACCAAUGUGCGGAAGUUAGCCACCGCUAUUUGUACCAUGGGCCAGGGAGUUUUCAUGCUAGGACUGGCUUAUUCCGGUUGUAAUUACACCGCCGCCAUCGUAUUUGUUACUGCCGCCGUCGCUAUGCAUGGUGCGGUUUCCACCGGACCAUUAGCCAGUGUAGUGGAUAUCAGCCCUAAUUAUGCCAGUGUGAUACUGGGUAUAAUCAAUACCGUGGUGGCGUCUGUGGGAUUUAUGACACCAAUUUUAGCAGGGUAUUUAACAUACAAUAAUCAAACCGUCGUUCAAUAUCAAAAAUUCUUCUGGGUGGCCACCAUCUUACUCUUUGGAAGCGGCAUCCUCUAUACUUUGUUUUCUAAUUCGGAAUUACAGCCGUGGAAUUCACCACAGAGUGAAAACGACAAACCGGAAGAGGAAUUAAUGGUAAUUAAAUCAAAGAAAACAGAGAAAGAGGAAGACAAUCAAAUAACGAAAAACUACGAAGUAACUUCAGUUAUUUACACAAAUGAUACAGAUACAGAUAAAUGAAUAUAAUUAAUUUCAAAUUAUAACUUGUAAAUGUAGUAAAAUUUUAAGGAAAUUGUCACAACAACUGAAUUUAAUUUAUUUCUUGUUCACAUGCAUUUUGUACAAAACAUAAAUAUACAAUUAAAUAUAACAUUUCCACAUUUAA